This is a messenger RNA of Lacerta agilis (Sand lizard), 1003 nucleotides long. RefSeq names its product LSM12 homolog (gene LSM12). The transcript has 5 exons. The coding region runs from base 77 to 661 and encodes 194 amino acids. The record is from RefSeq and is a predicted model, not a curated record. NCBI's taxonomy places the organism in Eukaryota, Metazoa, Chordata, Lepidosauria, Squamata, Lacertidae. Gene Ontology annotation, molecular function: RNA binding.
GCGCAGCGGGGGCGCGAAGGGUGCCGCCGCCGCCGCCGCCUCCUCCACCGCCGCCGCAGCCUGGGCCUGAAACAAGAUGGCGGCCCCGGGCGAGUACUUCAGUGUGGGCAGCCAGGUGUCGUGCCAGACUUGCCAGGAGCAGCGGCUGCAGGGCGAGGUGGUGGCCUUCGACUACACCAGCAAGAUGCUGGCGCUCAAAUGCCCUUCUUCAAGUGGCAAACCUAACCACGCAGAUAUCUUGCUUAUAAACUUACAGUACGUUUCAGAUGUGAAAAUAAUUAAUGACCGUACAGAAACCCCCCCACCUUUAGCUUCUCUCAAUGUUAGCAAGCUUGCGAACAAAGCACGUAUGGAGAAGGAAGAAAAGCUGAGCCAGGCAUAUGCAAUUAGUGCUGGGGUCUCGUUGGAAGGACAGCAGCUUUUCCAGACUAUACACAAGACUAUUAAAGAUUGUAAAUGGCAAGAGAAGAAUAUAGUCGUGAUGGAAGAAGUUGUCAUUGCCCCUCCAUACCAAGUGGAAAACUGUAAAGGCAAAGAGGGGAGUGCCCUAAGUCAUGUACGCAAAAUAGUCGAGAAACAUUUUAGAGAUGUCGAAAGCCAAAAGGUGAUGCAGCGUUCACAAGUCCAGCCAACACAGAAGGAAAGCGCCCUCUCGUCCUGAGUCCCACCUGCCCUUCCUGGUUGCUACAGAUUGCUCCUGCGGGGGGUGGGGGUGGGGGGAGCCCUUCGAACACGCAGCAGCAGAUGACACAGACUUCUUCAAAAUGAGGUUGGGGGAGGGCAGGGGGGGUCCACUUCUAUUUUGUGGCGGCCCUGUAAUGAUGGGACCCACAGCUUCUGAACUUUAGACUUCAAAAAACAAGAGAAUAAUUUAAAAACUCAUUCAUUACUUGACUAACAGACUCUUUACUUUUUUGCCCACCUGGUUCCCCCCCCCCACAAACCCUAGAACAGUCAGCUGUCUUGUAUUUGAGAUUUUUCUCCCUCCCAGGUCAUUUUUUUU